Messenger RNA from Plasmodium berghei ANKA, 897 nucleotides. RefSeq names its product mitochondrial ribosomal protein S9 precursor, putative. The coding region runs from base 1 to 897 and encodes 298 amino acids. Gene Ontology annotation, biological process: translation. The record is from RefSeq and is a predicted model, not a curated record. Gene Ontology annotation, cellular component: ribosome; mitochondrial small ribosomal subunit. Gene Ontology annotation, molecular function: RNA binding; structural constituent of ribosome. The transcript has a single exon. NCBI's taxonomy places the organism in Eukaryota, Apicomplexa, Aconoidasida, Haemosporida, Plasmodiidae.
AUGAGCAUAUUGUAUGUAAGAAAAAUUGGGAAAAUAUUAUUAAAAGCGGAUAAGGGAAAAUAUAUGUGCAGCUUGACUAGGUGGAUAAAUACUUCUUCCAAAAGUGAAUUAAAUAAAAAAAGAAAGAAUGAUUAUAUAUUAUCAUUAGAUGAAGCAUUGUAUUUAUCUAAAGAAAUGGGUAUUAAAACAACUAGUGAAAUGCAAAGAAUAAUUAUGAGAUCUCCACCAUUUUCUAAUGACAAAAGCCCAUUUAUUAUUGAUAACUUUUUUGAAAAUGUAAGAAAAAAUAAAGAUACUGAUGAGAUUGAAGAAAUUGAUAAAAAAAUAAAGGAAUUAGAACUAAAAUCAGAUAAAAAAAAAGAAGAUGAAGAGGAAACAGAAGACAAUCUAAAUAAUAAAUACAAUGACGAAGUAAACAAAAUGAAUAAUAAUGUUAUAGAUAAUUUUUUUCUUGAAAAUUUUAAUAAAAAAAGAAUAAAGACUUUUAUUCAUAAUAAUCUUGAAUGGCUAGAAGAGUCAGAAGGCAUAGGAACAAACAAAAGAGCAUGUGCCUAUGUUUAUAUAAAAAGAGGUAGUGGUAUUAUAAAAGUAAAUAAUGAAGAAGAUUUAUAUAUUCGAUGGCCUUAUUUUUAUAACAGAAUGGAUGUAUUAGAACCAUUUUAUUUAACAAACACAGCAUGUGUUUAUGAUGUAUUUAUAAAAUUAAAAGGAGGGGGGAUUAGUGGCCAAUCAAAAGCCGCUAGGCUAGCAAUUGGAAGAGCAUUAUUAAAUGCAUGCCCCCUUAUACAUGAUGAGUUAAACCAACAUGAUAUUUUAUAUGAAGAUAUGCGACAAAAAUUCCCCAAAAUGCCAGGACGAAAAAAAUCAAGGGCAAUGAAACAAUGGUCAAAAAGAUAA